Ailuropoda melanoleuca (giant panda) is the source of this 646-nucleotide messenger RNA. RefSeq names its product interleukin 20 (gene IL20). The record is from RefSeq and is a predicted model, not a curated record. Bases 71 to 601 code for a protein of 176 amino acids. The transcript is spliced from 6 exons. Lineage: Eukaryota; Metazoa; Chordata; Mammalia; Carnivora; Ursidae.
CCCAGAGUCUUUUCUUCCAGGAGGCUCAGCAGCUUUUCUUACUCCUUUGGUCUUCAGAUUCUGGCGCAAGAUGAAAGCCUCUGGUCUUCCCAUCUGCCUUUUCUCUGCUGCAUUUUAUCUCUUCUGGACACCUUCUGCUGGACUGAAGACACUCCGUUUGGGAAGCUGCAUGAUCACCACAAACCUUCAGGAAAUGCGAAAUGGAUUUUCUGAGAUACGAGACAGUGUGCAAGCCAAAGAUGAAAUCAUUGAUAUCAGAAUCUUGAGGAAGACUGAGUCUUUGCAAGACACAAAGCCUGCAGAUCAGUGCUGCCUCCUCCGCCAUGUACUGAGACUCUACCUGGACAGGGUAUUCAAAAACUAUCAGACUCCUGACCACCAUAUCCUCCGGAAGACCAGCAGUCUUGCCAACUCUUUUCUUACCAUCAAGAAGGACCUCCGGCUCUGUCAUGCGCAUAUGACAUGCCCUUGUGGAGAGGAAGCAAUGGAGAAAUACAGCCAGAUUCUGAGUCACUUCGAAGAGCUUACGCCGCAGGCAGCAGUGGUGAAGGCUUUGGGAGAGCUGGACAUCCUCCUGCAAUGGAUGGAGGAGAUGAAAUAGGAAGAGAGUGAGGACCUUACUGGCAGUAGUGCUGGCCAAGAGUCC